Suillus paluster is the source of this 357-nucleotide messenger RNA. RefSeq lists its product as uncharacterized. The transcript has 2 exons. The record is from RefSeq and is a predicted model, not a curated record. Lineage: Eukaryota; Fungi; Basidiomycota; Agaricomycetes; Boletales; Suillaceae. The coding region runs from base 1 to 357 and encodes 118 amino acids.
AUGUCGUCCAAAAAUAUGUUCGAGUUACGUGACGAGUCUGUGACAUCUGCGCCCGUCCUGAUCACCAACUUCAAGUUAAUCAUAGCACCAAGGAAGAAGCCUACACCUUCUGCAGCUUCAGGUUCAGACUCAUCUGCUCACUGGACCAUCAAAGAUACCUCCUGCCUCAUCGAAUAUGUCAUACUUCAUCGUGCUGAAGGUGGAGAUGGGGUCAAUUUCAAACAGGCAACAUUGACAGUCAGCGUUCUUCUGCAGAUAGACAACAUGCAAUGUGGGUACAAUCCAUCGCUCCAAGCACCCUGUGAAAAGCACAUCCUCCAGUGGAAGAAAUACAAAUUUAUUGUAGAAUGGCGCUGA